GGCCAGUUCUGUGAUUUCUGCAAUGCUGCUGAUCCCAGUAAAGCUCACCCAGUAACCAAUGCAAUUGAUGGCACAGAGCGCUGGUGGCAAAGUCCUCCUCUUUCUAUGGGCUUGAAGUACAAUGAAGUCAAUGUCACAUUAGACCUGGGACAGCUCUUCCAUGUUGCCUAUAUCCUUAUCAAGUUUGCAAACUCUCCUCGGCCAGAUCUCUGGAUCUUAGAAAGAUCAGUGGACUUUGGAAGAACUUACACUCCCUGGCAGUAUUUUGCUCACUCCAAAGCAGAUUGCUUGGAACGCUUUGGAAAGGAAGCUAAUCUUCCAGUGAGGAGGGACAGUGAUAUCCUUUGCACCACAGAGUACUCUCGCAUUCUGCCUCUUGAAAAUGGAGAGAUUGUAGUAUCUUUGGUAAACGGCCGCCCUGGAGCAAAAAACUUCACUUAUUCCCCUAGUCUUCGAGAAUUCACAAAAGCAACAAACAUCCGCCUUCAUUUUCUCAGAACUAAUACUCUUCUUGGACACUUGAUAUCCAAAGCUCAACGGGACCCCACUGUAACUCGUAGAUAUUACUACAGCAUAAAGGACAUCAGUAUCGGUGGUCGAUGUGUUUGCCAUGGCCAUGCUGAAGUAUGUAAUGCAAAGAGUGCUGAAAACCAAUAUCAGUUUCAAUGUGAAUGUCAGCAUAACACUUGUGGGGAAACCUGUGAUCACUGCUGCCCUGGAUAUAAUCAGAAACAGUGGCAACCUGCAACAGCUGGGAGCACAAACAUAUGUGAACCCUGCAAUUGCCAUGGACAUGCCACUGAUUGCUACUAUGAUGCUGAUGUUGAUCGGCGUCGAGAAAGCUUAAACAUUCAUGGGCAUUAUGAAGGUGGAGGAGUCUGCAUUAACUGCCAGCAUAACACAGCUGGUAUUAACUGUGAGAAAUGUGCAAAAGGUUACUAUCGUCCUUACGGUGUCCCGGUGAGAGCUGCUGAUGGCUGUAUACCCUGCAGUUGUAACUUGGAGCAUGCAGAGGGCUGUGAGGAAGGGUCUGGCCGCUGCUUCUGUAAGCAGAAUUUCCAGGGAGAAAACUGUGAACGCUGUGCCGAUGGAUUCUAUGGUUAUCCAUUUUGUGUCUAUACUCCUGUAUAUCCUUUUACUUCUCCAAUUCCGAGAGAUGAUGUGGCUGGUGAUAUAAUAGAAUGUAAUUGUGAUGGUGUUGGCUCGGUGGAGAAUACGUGUGGUCCUAGAGGUCAAUGUCUGUGCCAUAGUAACUAUGCUGGACUUAGAUGUGACCAGUGUGCUCCAGGAUAUUACAGCUAUCCUAGCUGCUUCCCUUGUCAGUGCUCUCCUGAUGGCUCCCAGCAUGGCACGUGUGAGCCCACAUCGGGGCAGUGUCCCUGUCGAACAGGCAUCACAGGGCGACGCUGUGACAGAUGCCUUUCUGCUGCCAGCAGUUUCCCCUACUGCGAAGGUGUCAACAGCGAAUGUAACCCUUCAGGUAGUGUUGGUUCUCACUCCGGCUAUUGUCAAUGUCUUCAGCACGUUGAAGGUCCUACCUGUAGUAAAUGCAAACCGUUGUACUGGAACCUGGCCAAAGAAAACCCUGAGGGAUGUACAGCAUGCCAGUGUGAUGUGAGUGGAACACUAAGUGGAGUAGGAGAAUGUCAGCAGGAAAAUGGGCAUUGUUACUGCAAAUCUAAUGUUUGUGGAGAUUCCUGUGACACUUGUGAAGCUGGUUAUUAUGCUCUCGAGAACAGGAAUUAUUUUGGCUGCCAAGGCUGCCGGUGUGACGUUGGAGGAUCCCUCAGCCCAGCAUGCUCUGAGCCCUCAGGUAGCUGCCAGUGCAGAGCACACAUCGUGGGGACAACCUGUCAGGAGCCUGAAAAAAACUAUUUUUUUCCUGAUCUGCACCACAUGAAGUUUGAGAUUGAAGAUGGUACUACUGUCAAGGGAAGGCAAAUUCGGUUUGGCUAUGAUCCUCGGGAAUUUCCUAACUUCAGUUGGAGAGGAUAUGCCCAGAUGUCCUCUAUACAAAAUGAAGUGAGGAUAAGUUUGAAUGUGGAAAAAUCAAACCUCUACUUAUUUCGCAUUAUCCUGAGGUAUAUUAACCCUGGAGGUGAUACAUUAUCUGGUCGCAUAUCUGCUUGUCAAUCUCGGCCUGAAGGAGGGGCUGCUCAGAGCCAAGAGUUUGUCUUCCCACCGAGCAAGGAGCCAGCUUUUGUCACAAUCCCAGGAAAAAGCUCCACAGAGCCUUUCUCACUGGUUCCAGGCACGUGGACUGUCAGUAUAAUGGCAGAGGAAGUCCUCUUGGAUUAUCUGGUGCUGUUACCUAGUGAUUACUACGAAGCAUCCAUCUUGCAGAUACAAGUUACAGAGCCUUGCACAUAUUUGGGACGUGCUUCAACAGAGCACUGCUUGCUCUAUCAGCAUUUGCCUCUGGGCAGAUUUUCCUGUGUCCUCGGUUCAGAGGCAGUGCAUUUCAGACACGGGGGAGAAUAUAGAAGAAUACCUGUGCGACAGCCAACUCCCAAUCAACCAGUGAUGGCCCAUAUCAGUGGAAGAGAGGUCAAUUUACAGAUGACCAUAAAUGUCCCUCAAGUUGGGCGCUACAUUCUGGUUUUUGAAUAUGCCAAUGAAGAGGAUCAGUUAUACACUGCCGAGGUAACAGUACAUAGCCCUGGACCUGUCACUGAAGGCAGAGUGAGAAUAUAUAGUUGUAAAUACAGUUUCCUUUGUCGCAGUGUUGUAGUUGAUGACAGAAAUCGCAUUGCAGCCUAUGACCUUCUAGCAGAUACAAAGAUACAUCUUAAGGCAUCAUCAAUUAAUUUUCUUUUGCAUAAGGUUUGUAUUAUAUCAGCUGAAGAAUUUUCUACAGAAUAUGUGGAUCCUAAAGUACAGUGCAUAGCUGCUUACAGGAGUACCCAUGAUGGAAGUGCAACAUGCAUUCCCUCAGUUUAUGAAACUCCACCAGCAGCUUUGGUUUUGAAUGCAUUCAAAGAUGGGAAGAUUUCCGAAGUACGGAAGAAUGUAAUCUAUGAUCCACUGAGUGUCCCUUCACUGGCUGAUUCAGUUAAUGGAGUCACCUUGACACCAUUACAGAACCAGAUUACCUUGAGUGGCAGAGUGCCAUACUUGGGCAGAUACAUAUUUGUGGUACAUUUUUAUCAGCCAGCACACCCAGUGUUCUCUGUGCAAGUCCGUGUGGAUGCAGGACGUGUGUGGUCAGGUACCUUCAAUGCUUCAUUCUGCCCUCAUACUUCUGGCUGUCGGGAUCAGGUGAUUGCAGAAAACCAAAUUGAGCUUGACAUUUUGGAACCCAAGGUCUCAAUUACAGUGAUGAUACCAGAUGGGAGAGUGCUGGUUCUGGAAAAUAUCUUAGUUGUUCCAGCUGACACCUACAGUUACAAAAUUCUUGACAAAAAGACAGUGGACAAGUCAUUUGACUUUAUCAGCCAAUGUGGAGGCAACAGUUUUUAUACUGACCCAGAAAGAUCAUCGGCCUUCUGUAAGGACUCUGUAAGGUCACUGGUGGCUUUCUACAACAACGGAGCCCUGCCAUGUAAUUGCCACAGUGCUGGUGCCAUGAGCCCUACAUGCAGCCCCCUGGGAGGACAGUGUGUUUGCAGACCUAACGUCAUCGGUCGUCAGUGCAGCCGAUGCCAAACUGGCUACUAUGGAUUCCCAUUUUGCAGGUUAUGCAACUGUGGGAAGCGUCUUUGUGAUGACAUUACUGGUAAAUGCAUUUGCCCUCCACGCACUGUGAAACCGAAAUGUGAAGUGUGCGAGAAACAUUACUUCAGCUAUCACCCCCUUGCUGGCUGUGAGAGCUGCAACUGCUCAGAAAGAGGAGUCAUUAAUGCGGCAAGUCCAGAAUGUGAAAAAACCAAUGGGCAAUGCAAAUGCAAGCCAGGAAUAAAAGGACGUCAGUGUGAUCAGUGUGCUCCUGGAACUUAUGGUUUCCCUAACUGUGUGCCAUGUAGCUGCAACAGAGAUGGAACAGAACCAGAAGUUUGCGAUCCCCAGACAGGAAUUUGUCUUUGCAAGGAGAAUGUUGAAGGUGCAGCAUGUGAUACUUGCCGACCAGGAUCCUUUUAUCUGGACCCUUCUAAUCCCAGAGGAUGCACCUCCUGCUUUUGUUUUGGGGCAACCAGCAACUGUCGCAGCACAAAUCAUCGUAGAACAAAGUUUGUGGACAUGAGGAACUGGCGCUUGGAGGCCACGGAUGAAAAUAUUGACAUUCCAGUCACUUUCAAUCCCAUCAGUAACAGUGUAGUGGCUGAUGUCCAAGAAUUGCCUGCUUCAGUGCACAGUUUAUACUGGAAAGCACCACCAUCUUACCUGGGAGAGAAGCUUUCUUCAUAUGGUGGCUUCCUAAGUUACCAAGUGAAAUCUUUUGGCUUACCUAGUGAGGGCAUGGUUCUCCUGGAUAAGAGACCUGAUAUACGACUAAUAGGCCAUCAAAUGGAAGUUGUUUAUAUGGAUCCCAACAAUCCACUGCCUGAUCGUCAGUAUUACGGCCGUGUGCAGCUGGUUGAGGGAAACUUCAGGCAUGCCAGCAGCAAUAACCCUGUAUCCAGAGAAGAACUGAUGGUAAUCCUGUCUAGACUGGAUGGCUUACACAUCAGAGGCCUUUACUUCAUGGAGACUCAGCGAUUAACACUUGGUGAGGUUGGGCUGGAAGAAGCCACCAGCACAGGAAGCGGCAGCAUUGCAUACAGUGUAGAGACAUGCUCCUGCCCUCCGGAGUACGCUGGUGAUUCAUGUCAGGAAUGUGGCCUAGGAUUUUAUCGCGAGACUAAAGGAUUUUUUGCUGGACGCUGUGUGCCCUGCAACUGCAAUGGAAAUGCAAAUAGGUGUCAAGAUGGUACUGGAAAGUGUAUCAACUGUCAAUAUAAUACUGCAGGGGAGAAAUGUGAGCGCUGUAAAGAUGGUUAUUUUGGAGACGCAACUCAGGGUUCCUGCCGGAUGUGCCCUUGCCCUUAUACAAACAGAUUUGCAACUGGCUGUGUGGCAAAUGGUGAAGAAAUUCAGUGUCUCUGCAAAGAAGGCUAUACCGGAGUUCGUUGUGAACGCUGUGCUCCAGGAUAUUUCGGAAAUCCACAAAAUUAUGGAGGCUACUGUCAGAAAUGUAACUGCAAUAAUAAUGGACAGCUGGCUAGUUGUGACCACCUGACUGGAGAGUGUUUCAACAAUGAACCAAAAGAUGUGGAUCCCAAUGAAGACUGUGACCCUUGCGAUAGCUGUGUGAUUACACUGCUGAACGAUUUGAGCACAAUAGGUGACGAGCUUCAGCUCAUUAAGUCUCAGCUGCAGAAUGUCCAUGCAAGUACCCACACGCUGGAGCAGAUGAGACGUCUGGAAACACGCAUCAAGGACUUAAAGGUCUUAAUGAACAAUUACCAUUCUGUUGUUCAUAAUCAAGGUUCAAAGGUAGAUGAGUUGGAGACAGAAUUCACUAAACUAAAUCAUGAUAUAAAUGCUCUCCAGGAAAAGGCUGAAAGGAACUACAAAACAGCGGAGACAUUAUUUAAUAAUUUUGGCCAAACUCAUCAGAAAGGAAAAGAUUUGGUUUCACGAAUACAAAUAGUUGUCAACAAUAUACAAGUGCUCUUGGAACAAAUAGCUGGUACGAACACAGAAGGUAACAACUUGCCCUUGGGAGAUGCCUCUGAAGAACUGGCUGAAGCUCAACGCAUGAUGACGGAGAUGCGAAACCGCAACUUUGGCCAAUUUCAAGCUGAGGCAGAGAAGGAGCGAACAGAAGCUCAGCGGUUACUGACACGUAUCAGGAAUGAACUACAAAAGUACCACCAAGAAAAUCAUGGGCUUAUUAAAGUUGUGAGGGAUUCAUUGAAUGAAUAUGAAUCAAAAAUCACUGACCUUCGCGAAGCUCUGAAUGAUGCAACAGGACAAAUCAAGCAGGCUGAAAACUUAAACAGAGAUAAUGGAGUUCUGUUCGAAGACAUUAAGAAACGGAUUGAGGAGACAAAUGUACAACAGAAUAGUGUCUUGGAUAUCCUGAACUCUGCCCGAACUUCCCUUACGCAUGCUAACAGUGUACUUGGAUUACUGCAAAAGAGCAAAGAGGAAUAUGAAAGCCUGGCUGCUCGGCUGGAUGGAGCAAGGAAGGAUAUGAAUGAAAAGCUGACAGAUCUCUCAUCAGCAAGCAAAGAGCCGUUGGUGGUGAGGGCCGAGGAACAUGCCAAAUCUUUGCAAGACUUGGCAAAACAACUGGAAGAAAUAAAGAACAGUGCCAGGAAGGACGAGUUGGUAGGCUGUGCUGUGGAAGCUUCUACUGCCUAUGACAAUAUUAUUAAUGCCAUCAAGGCAGCAGAGGAAGCAGCCAACAAAGCUGGAAAAGCAGCUGACUCAGCUUUAACGACCGUGAAGAGAGAAGACCUAUCAGGAAAAGCUGCAAGGUUGAAAACUGAGAGCAAUGAACUCUUGAAUCUUGCACAGGAAACUGAAAAGACAUUGCAAGAUGACGUCACCAGCAUCAUCACCAGUGCAAAAAAUGUGGUAGAAAGUGCUAAGAAUACCACAGCUAAUGUGUUGGAUGAACUUCUUCCAAUUCAAACAGAUGUGGAAAAAAUUAAGAGUACUUACGGAGGCGCUCAGACUGCUGGGUUCAGGAAAGCACUGAUAGAGGCAAACAAUUCAGUAACAAAUUUGUCUGCACAACUUCCAGCUCUGUUUAACAAGAUCAAGAGUAUUAACCAACAGCUGAUGCCAAUAAGCAACAUCUCUGAGAACAUACAUCGCAUAAGAGAGCUGAUUCAGCAGGCAAGAGAUGCUGCAAAUAAGGUUGCUAUUCCUAUGAAGUUCGAUGGCAACUCUGGUGUAGAGGUUCGACCUCCGAGCAACCUUGAAGAUCUGAAAGGCUAUACUUCACUUUCUUUAUUCCUCCAAAUACCUGAGGACUCCCAGAGAAUAUCAAAUAAGUUUGUACUGUACCUGGGUAAUAAAGAUGCUUCCAAGGACUAUAUUGGUAUGGCUGUGAAAGAUGGUCACCUUACUUGUGUCUAUAACCUGGGAAGUGGUGAUGAAGAAAUAAGAGUGAAGUCAUUGGUGACUCAAGGCCAAACUGAGGAAGCUGUUUUGGAUCAAGUUAAGUUUGAAAGGAUUUACCAGUAUGCAAAGCUGAAGUACAUCAAAGAAGCAACAUCUAUUUCUGCAAAGAGUGAAAGCCUGAUGAGUACAGGCAAGAGCAGCAAUGACACUCUCCUAAAUCUUGAUCCCAGUACUGUUGUCUUUUAUGUUGGAGGAUACCCACCAGAUUUUAGGCUUCCACGUAGUCUCGACUACCCUCGUUAUGAAGGUUGCAUUGAAUUAGACAGCCUAAAUGAGCAUAUCAUCAGCCUUUACAACUUCAAGAGGACAUUUAAUCUCAAUACCACUAUAGCAACCCCCUGCAGAAGGUAUAAAGAAGAGACUGACCAAAGCUAUUUUGAGGGCACUGGGUAUGCCAGUGUCGUACUGCAAGAAAAACCUGCAGGCUCAGUACGAUAUGAGGAGACAAUUGCAACUACUGCAGAUGAAGGCAUCGUGUUUUUUGCAGAAAAAAUGGAUCAGUUCAUCAGUGUGCUCAUUAAAAAUGGCCAUAUAGUUUUUAGAUACAAAGUUGACUCUGAACCUCCAAAAGAAAUGGAAGGCAAAGCAACUGUCAAUGAUGGAACAUAUAGACAUAUUAGUUUGUUAUUUGUCCGAAAUAAGAAUAUUGUUCGCCUCGGCUCUGAUAUUAAAGCCAACAUACGUGUCUUCGAUAUCACUAAGUACUACCUAGGUGGAAUCCCACCUCCUGUACGGGAACGCUUUAAUAUAUCCACACCUCCAUUCCGGGGCUGCAUGAAGAAUGUGAAAAACCCAGCCACUGCAUCUGUUGUUUUUAAUGAGACUGUUGGUGUCAGCAAGAAAUGUUCAGAUGACUGGAAGCUUGUCAGAUCUGCAGCUUUCUCCAAGGAAGGAACACUGAGCCUGAGUGCAGCAGGUUUCCCAUUUCCCAAGGAUUUCCAAGUUGGCUUUGGCUUUCAGACCAUGGCUUCAACGGGAAUACUCUUGAAUUACAAUCUACAGCCUGAUAUUCUUAGCGUCUUUCUGACACCUGGAUCUGUAACUGCAAAGAUGCAAGAGAAGGAAAUCAAACUGGAAAAGAAAUAUGAAGAUGGGUCAAUGCAUUAUGUGACAGUAAUAAAAACAGGCAACAAAUUAUAUCUGCUGGUUGAUAACCAGUCAACAUCAGUAUCAGUUGACUUUCCCAGGACAUUAAACUCAGAGGAAUCAAACCUACCUAUAAUAUUUGGUGGAGGUAACUUUGAAGGCUGCAUCUCAAACAUCUUUAUAAGAAGGACAUAUCAGCUCCCCGAGGUUCAAAAUCUCAUCAAUUAUACUGAAAAGACUGGUGUAUCCCUUGGAGCUUGCCAUAAAUACGAGAACCUUCAAUCAAUGCUGCUGAAGGAAUAUAAAAAUCCUCUCCAGUCUAAGAUGCUCAAGAAUGAAAAAUACCUUGAUUAUUUGAAUGCUGAUAAUGCACAAAACCACACUAUACCAAAUCAGUUACAUGUCAGCAGUGAAGCAUAUCUCCUUGGAAGCAUCCCCAAAAGUUUCAUAGCCUACAUGUUUUCUCCACUGUCAUCUACAGACAGGUUACAUGUUUCUGUAGAUGUACGGACUCAAUCAUCAAGAGGAUUAAUAGUUUUCAUGGAGGAGAGCUCUGAGGACUCUUAUAUAUCUCUCCACAUUUCAAAAGGACGUUUUGUCUUUUCACUUGGCUCUGGAGGAAAACAAGUAAAAAUCAAAACCAGUAUUAAAUACAAUGAUGGGCAAUGGCACACGGUGGUCUUCAGCAUAGAUGGGCAGAGUGCCCGCCUUGUUGUCGAUGGCCUAAGGGCCCAGCAGAGAAGAUUAGCAGCAAAUUCUGCCAUCAACAUUAGGUCACCAAUCUACGUGGGAGGGCUGCCAUCACUGAAAAAAAAGAAUAUACCAACGAAGAGUUUCAAGGGUUGCCUGAGGAAUUUUAAGGUGAAUGAAAAAGUUAUGAGUGCACCUCAGCAAAAAAACGGUGUACUUCCAUGUCCGGAUGUUCCCAGGGACACAGGGAUGCAUUUCUUCAAUGAAGGAGGAUAUAUCACCGCUGGUAAUUUGCUGAUGGGCUUGGAUUUUAGGAUUGUAUUUACCAUUCAACCAAGGCAUUCAACAGGUGUACUCCUCCAUGCUGGAAGCAAGCGAGACAACUACUUGACUAUUUACAUGGAAGGAGGAAAGGUCAUUGCUGCUGGAAAUAGUGGUGCUGGAGAAUUCCAGACAUCAGUCACACCCAAGAAACCUCUGUCUGAUGGACAGUGGCAUACCAUUGCAGUCUCUCAGAAGGACAACACUGUGCAGCUAGAGGUGGGCACAGAGAGAAACUAUACCACUGGACUUCGACCCUCUCCUCCUAGACGUGUGCAUCUGCCACUCCACUUUGGCAAAAUUCCAGCAAAUUUGCACACCCCGUGGAUUCCAGUUACAGAUCCAUUUUCUGGAUGCCUUCGAGAUAUUAACAUCAAUGACAAGCAUGUCUCCACCAGGAGGAUUUCAGAGAUUCAUGGUAUGGUGAAUUUGCAUGGGUGUUCAGUGAAGUAA
This is a messenger RNA of Acanthisitta chloris (rifleman), 9603 nucleotides long. RefSeq names its product laminin, alpha 3 (gene LAMA3). Gene Ontology annotation, cellular component: basement membrane. The record is from RefSeq and is a predicted model, not a curated record. Gene Ontology annotation, biological process: regulation of embryonic development; regulation of cell adhesion; axon guidance. The transcript is spliced from 73 exons. NCBI's taxonomy places the organism in Eukaryota, Metazoa, Chordata, Aves, Passeriformes, Acanthisittidae. The annotation marks the transcript as partial. Gene Ontology annotation, molecular function: signaling receptor binding.